CCGCCGCCCGCGCCCGGCCGCCCGCAGCCGGAGCCGCACCCUCCGCGGACGGAGCCCAUGCGCUGGGCGAGCCGCGCACCCCGGCCCCGGCCCCUUUCCCCGCCCCCGCCCCGGCCCCGGCCUGGAGGGCAGUCGCGCCAGUGAGCGGUGGGACAGGAGACCGCCACAGUGCCCUGUGCUCCAUCCCUUGAGGAGCGAUGACAGAAUAUAAGCUUGUGGUGGUGGGUGCUGGAGGUGUGGGGAAGAGUGCCCUGACCAUCCAGCUCAUCCAGAACCACUUCGUGGAUGAGUAUGACCCCACCAUCGAGGACUCCUAUCGGAAGCAAGUGGUUAUCGAUGGCGAGACGUGCCUGCUGGACAUUUUGGACACGGCGGGCCAGGAAGAAUAUAGCGCCAUGCGGGACCAGUACAUGCGCACCGGAGAAGGCUUCCUGUGUGUGUUUGCCAUCAACAACACCAAGUCCUUCGAGGACAUCCACCAGUACCGGGAGCAGAUCAAGCGAGUGAAGGACUCCGAUGACGUGCCCAUGGUGCUGGUGGGGAACAAGUGUGACCUGGCUGCCCGCACCGUGGAGUCCCGGCAGGCGCAGGACCUCGCCCGCAGCUAUGGCAUCCCCUACAUCGAGACGUCGGCCAAGACGCGCCAGGGCAGCCGCUCUGGCUCUGGCUCCAGCUCCGGGACCCUCUGGGACCCUCCGGGACCCCCGUGACCCAGCGGCCCCUAGCGCUGGCGUGGAGGAUGCCUUCUACACGCUGGUGCGAGAGAUCCGGCAGCACAAGGUGCGAAAGCUGAGCCCGCCUGACGAGGGUGGCCCCGGCUGCAUGAGCUGCAAGUGCCUGCUCUCCUGACGUCCCUUCCAGGCCCCCCCUGACAUCCUCACAGGCCCUCUGUGCCCCAGCAGCACAGGCAGGGGGCGUGGAGGUGCCGGAUGCCGGGAGGAGGUGCCGAUGGAGGAAGGGGGAGGGGAAGGAAGGAAGGAAGCGCCACCGGAGCCCGGCCGCCCAGGCUCCCUGGACAGAGUGACCACAGACCUCCCAGGACGCUUUGCACAGACUGUGCUGAACUGAGGCCACCGGCACCCUGGCUGUCACUCUCCUCCCAGCCCCGUCCUGGCCCUUUGGCCACAGGCUGAGUUGCAGUAAAUUAUUGGAUGGUCUUGAC
Molecule: messenger RNA, 1162 nt
Organism: Callorhinus ursinus (northern fur seal)
Lineage: Eukaryota; Metazoa; Chordata; Mammalia; Carnivora; Otariidae
Gene: HRAS
Product: HRas proto-oncogene, GTPase
Biological process (GO): signal transduction
Cellular component (GO): membrane
Molecular function (GO): GTPase activity; GTP binding
Source: RefSeq, a predicted model, not a curated record